AUGGCAUACCCGCCCUCUUCCAUUCCCUCUCCUUUGCAUCGCAUCCAUUCACCUGUUCCUCUUACUCUUGUGUCGCGGACAUCGUAUCUGACUGACCCGAAUCCAAGCAGUCAACUCCAACGUGUUUGCUCACCACACUUUGGUAUCGGCGAGAUACGCAACGAGCGCUACAUCCGCCCCAAGCAUCUUGCACUCCGCGGCCAUUUGAAAGUGUCACCACCAGUACUUCAAUCCUCCAUCCCGCCUACCUAUACUAGCGGACACUUUACAGCAAGCAAGCAGACCAGGAAAUCAAGCAUCAGCACCAAGUGUGGUAGCAAUACCAAGAAAUCAGCACACCAUCUUUCCCUGGCAUUGGACCCCUCCCAUCUCUUCCUGUCGACAAGAGCUCCUUUCCAGCACCACCAUCAUCCUCACUCUCACCUCUAUUUCCUUCUUGUGCAACGUCAAGCGUCAGGCGGCAAGCCGAGCCAAAGCGUUGUUCUCGUCGCCUCUCAAAAGGAACAACAUCUGCCGUGUGAGGUUGGGAGACUAGGUGAAUAUUACCCACCACCCAUAUUCUUCUGUAAGUCAGCAUCCGUGUCCCAUCACUUCACAUCGUCCGUUCUCCUUCGCGUUGCUCUCAUUCCCUUUUUUGCCCCUCGGCCCACGGACCGGACUGCAGACAUGUCAUGCUCGAUGGCACAAGCACACCUCGAGGUCCUGAACCACAAGUUGUCUUGUCCUAUCCUGGCAAACCCUGCCUGCUGUGAACCCCUUCACGACCCCUUGUCUCUGGGCCUGGAUCACCCAAGCCUCGAGGCGUGCUUCACACCGUCAAAAGUAUCCGUAUUCAUUCCAGUAGAGGUGUUCUAA
This is a messenger RNA of Colletotrichum acutatum, 855 nucleotides long. RefSeq lists its product as uncharacterized. Lineage: Eukaryota; Fungi; Ascomycota; Sordariomycetes; Glomerellales; Glomerellaceae. The transcript is spliced from 2 exons. The record is from RefSeq and is a predicted model, not a curated record. Bases 1 to 855 code for a protein of 284 amino acids.